Hypomesus transpacificus is the source of this 1260-nucleotide messenger RNA. RefSeq names its product RAB9A, member RAS oncogene family (gene rab9a). Lineage: Eukaryota; Metazoa; Chordata; Actinopteri; Osmeriformes; Osmeridae. Gene Ontology annotation, molecular function: GTPase activity; GTP binding. Bases 391 to 996 code for a protein of 201 amino acids. Gene Ontology annotation, biological process: Rab protein signal transduction; retrograde transport, endosome to Golgi. Gene Ontology annotation, cellular component: lysosome; late endosome; phagocytic vesicle. The transcript has 3 exons. The record is from RefSeq and is a predicted model, not a curated record.
CACAGUCAGACAAGACAGCAGUUUUAAAAAGCAGCACCAGCACCAUCAUCCGCAGAUAGCUAGCAAGCUAAGUGCUGUUGGCAUACAGGCAAAUAACCGUUGAGUCUGUAAUUAGCUGUCAAAUGUCUGAUAUCCCCGUUGUCUCAGGCAUACAGUUGGACCUACAGAUCUAGGUUUGCUAGCUAACAUUAACAUAACAUCGCUUGCAAAGAUCAGCUAUAAACUGUAGCCUAGCUAGCUAGCUAGCGUUAGCUGGACGGAUUCUGGUUGGACAGGUUCCUAAACAAGAGACUCAUGUGACCGAGGACCAGUGUAUGCAGCACAUGAUCCGGGCCGGCUGAGACGGGAGGAGGCUUCAAUCAUUCACUUAAAAGGAGUUGUUGAAUAAUCAUGGCAGGCAAGUCCUCCCUGCUGAAAGUCAUCCUUUUGGGAGAUGGAGGUGUGGGGAAGAGCUCCCUCAUGAACCGCUAUGUCACCAACAAGUUUGACACGCACCUCUUUCACACGAUCGGCGUGGAGUUCCUCAACAAGGACCUGGAGGUAGAUGGGCACCUGGUCACCUUGCAGAUCUGGGACACAGCAGGCCAGGAGCGUUUCCGCAGCCUGAGGACUCCUUUCUACCGCGGCUCUGACUGCUGCCUGCUCACCUUCAGCGUUGACGACAACCAGAGCUUCCUGAACCUGGCCAACUGGAAGAAGGAGUUCAUCUACUACGCGGACGUCAAGGAGCCGGAGAAGUUUCCAUUCGUGGUGUUGGGGAACAAGGUGGAUGUUAUGGAGAGGCAGGUGUCCGCUGAGGACGCCCAGAAGUGGUGUCGUGAGAGCGGCAACUAUCCGUACUACGAGACCAGUGCCAAGAACUCCACCAACGUGGCGGUGGCGUUUGAGGAGGCAGUGCGGAGGGUCCUGGCCCUGGAGGAGAGGACGGACCACCUCAUCCCCACAGACACGGUGAACCUCCACAGGAAGCCGCGCUCGAGUGCUUCCUGCUGUUGACGACACCUGGAGUCGACGUCACUGAGGUUCGAGCUCAUCAGCGCUCUCCAAAGCCCAAGUCUAGUUCUUCUUGUUAUAAAACUUCACUCUGGAACGCCUAACCCGGCACUGUUGAGAUGAGCUUUUCUCCUGUUACUUACUAAAACAUCUCAUUUAAAUGUGUCCUUAAUAAUGAGAUUAUAAGUGUUCACAUUGGGAUUAUGAGGAGAAGAAUUAGGCCUUGGUGUUAGGUUGUUGCUUUCUCAUUAAAGUUGAAAAAACAGG